AUGGCGUAUUUAAAUACCAUUGGUUGCGGUGAAGGUCUAUCUAGCUCCCGACCACCUCUAUUUGAUGGCACCAACUUUGCAACAUGGAAAACGAGAUUCCGCAUCUAUGCCCGGUCUCAAGGCGUCAAAGUUUGGAUGGCUAUAGAGGAUGGCAUUAUCAUUCCAACCAAAAUUAUUGAUGAUGUUAUCUUCGAAAAGAAAGUGAGUGAAUAUACUCACGAAGAGGAAGAUAGAAUGAACAUCGCUGCUAAAGGUGAAAUGGUUCUCACAAGUGCACUUGCUGAAAAAGAAUACAAGCGUGUGAACAAUUGCAAGUCUGCAAAAGAAAUGUGGAACAAACUUGUGGUCACCUAUGAAGGAACCACCGAUAUUAAAGAUUCUCGAAUGGAUACUCUAAUCAUGGAGUACGAGAAUUUUAAACUCCAAGAAGGAGAAAAUAUCAUCGACAUGGAAACAAGAUUCACUCGUAUUGUCGAUGAGCUUGCUCAACUCGGAAAGAACUACACGCAAAAUGAAAAGAAUCGGCGAGUUCUUAAAUCUCUUCCUCCGAGUUGGAAAGUCAAAGUUACAACAAUCAAAGAGAUGCACAAUCUCAAUGAUUAUCACAUCGACAAUCUUUUCGGAAAUCUUCGUGCUUACGAGGAAGACAAUGUUCCGGAUAUAGUCGUUCCUAAAGUGGAAGAAAAGAAGAAAAAUAUGGCACUCAAGGCCAUAUUAAUUGAUGAUGAUGAUAACGACGAAGAACUAAACGAGGAACUCAAAAAUCUCGAUGAAAGCGAAAUCGCUUUAUUAACAAGACAACUUCGUCGUAACAAAGGAAAAGGAAUUCAAAAUUCAAAUUCGAAUUCCUAUAACAAUGCAAACAACAACCACAUCAACAACAAUAACUAUACUCCUCCUAAACCUAAAGAGAAUGUUCAAGAGGAGACACAAGAUGUUUGUUUUGAAUGCAAACAACCGGGUCACUACAAGAGGGAAUAUCCAAAGCUAGCAAAGGGACGUGUUCUCGUAGCAGAAAACGGUUGGGAUCUAAGUGAGGAUGAAGAAACCUCUGAAGCUAGUGAAGAGAUCAUGAAUUUAUGCUUAAUGGCUUCGGAUGAUGCAUCCACCUCUUCUGAAGACUUCUCUAUAGAUCAAGAGGUAUGUGGUCCCUCACGAGUGUUAAAUAAUUUGCACUUACUUAAUGUCUCAAAUUUAAGCCUACUUGAUAUGAGCAAAGAUGAUUUAAUGGCUCUAGUCAUGGAGUUAAACCGUCAACUCUGUGAUGUGAAUCAAAGAUUUCUGACAUUAUGGUCCGAACAUGAAAAACUCAAGAAUUCGAGAAAUGAUCAACAAAAGGAGUUGAUUCGAAUGAAGGAAUCAAUGAUCGUAUGUGAGGAUGAAAUUAAUUCCCUCACUAAUCAAACCGAUCUUCUAAAGCUUGAAUACAACAAGUGCAAGGACAACUUCAUAAAUCUUGAAGUUGAAAAUAUAUCCUUGGUACUACAAGCCAAAGAAUUGGAAAAUGAAAAGUUACAAUUGAAUGAUAAUAAUUGUAAACUUCAUGUUGAUAUAUUAAACUUGAAGAUUCAGAAUGAAUCAUUAAAUCAAGAUAAAUCAACUCCAAGUCAGCAAAAGAAUUCUCCUGAUGAAGAAAAUCUUCUAUUAGAAACAAGAAGACUGAAGGAUGAAAACUUCAAACUCUUAUCUCAAGUCAAGGAUCAAGAAAAAUCUUUAAAUCUGAAGAUUGAUUCCUUGAUUAAGGAAAAAGAAAACCUUGAAAUAGUGGUUCAACGAUUCACAAAUGGCAAUGAGACUAAACAAAAUGAACUACCUAAGGUUACUCCCAAAUCACCAACUCUUAAAUGUUCUUAUUGCAACAAAGUCGGACAUUCUGUCUCCUUUUGCAAACAUAAGAGUGGUGAAAUCAAGGGGAAACAUGUAUGGAUUCCAAAGGAGUCAAAAUCAUACACUCGGGUUGACAAAGCAAUACCAAAGAAAAAUGGUGCCAACAUAAAUAAAAGGCAACCAAUGUUCGGCUAUCAUCAACAGCCACUAUCAGCUCAAAAACGAAACGAAAGGCAAUUUAUAAGCUCUAGAGGAAAUAUUCCUAGAGAAUAUAAUAUGCCUAGACAAAGUUUCUAUCAUCAUUCAGCUCCACACUAUAGUUAUAAUAGAAAUUAUGCAUAUCCUAGGAUGGAUAUAAGGCAAAAUGCUUAUAAUGCUAGGAAUCAUGCAUCUAGAUUAUUGUAUGUGCCUCAAAGUGAUUAUCCUAUGCCGAAAUUCUAUUAUGCAAACUCUAGAACUGCUUAUGUUGGACUAACCCCUGGACCCUCAAGACAAAAGGGUACCAACAAGUUUUAUUGA
Daucus carota subsp. sativus is the source of this 2346-nucleotide messenger RNA. RefSeq names its product spindle assembly checkpoint component MAD1-like. The record is from RefSeq and is a predicted model, not a curated record. Gene Ontology annotation, molecular function: nucleic acid binding; zinc ion binding. Lineage: Eukaryota; Viridiplantae; Streptophyta; Magnoliopsida; Apiales; Apiaceae. The transcript is spliced from 3 exons. The coding region runs from base 1 to 2346 and encodes 781 amino acids.